This is a messenger RNA of Daucus carota subsp. sativus, 2592 nucleotides long. RefSeq names its product phospholipase A1 PLIP2, chloroplastic. Gene Ontology annotation, biological process: lipid metabolic process. Gene Ontology annotation, molecular function: glycerophospholipid phospholipase A1 activity. The record is from RefSeq and is a predicted model, not a curated record. Lineage: Eukaryota; Viridiplantae; Streptophyta; Magnoliopsida; Apiales; Apiaceae. The transcript is spliced from 5 exons. Bases 283 to 2415 code for a protein of 710 amino acids.
AGCCACACGCUUCUCCCACAAAAACAAAAUAACUUCGGUUAAUCACGUAAUUACUGAUUAAAUAAUAUAGAUUACUUCUUGCUAAUCCUUGUUAGAACUUUGGCCUGAAAAACAGAGAGGUGAAAAUUUGGUGACAGAAAGGCCAUUGCAGAAGAGCAUUACUUUUUUUUUUUUCUAAACCCUUAACCCAUAUUAUUCAUUAAUAAAACUCCGUGUUUUCGGAGCGAGAGAGAUAUCAUUGGACCAAGAGGUUGUCGGAAAUAUUUAAAUUUGUUGUGUAUAAUGGAUGGCCUUUUUCUCAAGGCAGCGCCGAUCACUGUCUCAGAGGUGCGUGCCAGUGCUCCCGGAAAGGCGUUUGCACCGUCGUGGGGUUUUUCAUUUAAGUACCCUCUGAGAGCCUUAUGGCCGCGAGGAGGUCGGGCCAGGGUUGCCUUAGUGGAGGAUGACAAGAAACUUGGUGAUCAAGGAAAUGGGAAUUGGGUUCUUAAGAUUCUUCGUCUCGGGUCUUUUCGGAAAGAAGAAGAAAUUUUAAGUGGAUAUGACGAAGAAUUGGAGGUGGAAAAGAAGAAAUAUGAUGAUGUUGAUGAUGACGGUGAGGGUGAUCGGAGAAGUGAUUGUUGUUGUGAAGAGAAGUGUAGUGUUUGUGGUAAUGAUGAUGAUGAAAAGGAAAUAGAGAUGGAUAAGAAAUCAUUUUUGGAAAUGCUGAGAAGGGUUACAUUGGCAGAAGCCAGAUUGUAUGCUCAGAUGUCUUACUUAGGUAGCUUGGCCUAUUCGAUUCCUCGGAUCAAGCCAGGUAAUCUUCUGAAAAGUCACGGACUUCGAUAUGUGACUUCAUCAUUAGACAAGAAAGAGCAGGCGUUGAAUGCAGAAAAAGAGAGAGUUUUAGCUGAAGAAAAGGAGAAUGCUUUCGCUCAGAUUCAAGACAAGGAGGGAGGUUCAGUCGAGGUUCAAGAAGCAAGAGUAAGCCUAGAGGAUACAUUGGAAGUCAUUGUAGAAAAGAGAGAUGUGAAUCGAACAAGUCAAUCUCCUGCUUAUGAAAUCGCUGCAUCUGCUGCUUCCUAUUUGCAUUCUCGCGCUACUAAUUUACUUGCCUUAAAAUCUUCUAAAACCGAAGUGAGUGAAGACCCGGCCAAAGGAGGCAGAAGUACCGGCAAUGUUGAUAUGCUGAACAAUUUUGAUAUGAUGAGCGGAGACAUGGCUUCUUUUAUUGCAAACACUGAAUCAGUGACAUCUGUGGUUGCAGCAGAGGAUGAAAUAAAGCAGGCUGUUGCUGAUGAUCUGAACUCGACAAGCCAUUCACCUUGUGGCUGGUUCGUAUGUGAUGAUGAUCUAUCUGCCACAAGAUUCUUCAUCAUUCAGGGGUCUGAGUCAGUGGCAUCAUGGCAGGCUAAUCUACUCUUUGAACCCAUUCAGUUUGAGGGACUUGACGUGCUUGUUCAUAGGGGUAUAUAUGAGGCUGCAAAGGGGAUUUAUGAGCAAAUGUUGCCCGAGGUCCGAGAUCAUGUUAAGAAUUAUGGUAGUCAUGCUAUCUUGCGCUUUACUGGGCACUCACUUGGGGGAAGCUUAUCUCUGUUGGUUAACCUUAUGCUGCUGAUCAGAGGCGAAGUCCCACGUUCUUCUUUACUUCCUGUGAUCACUUUUGGCGCACCCUCAGUUAUGUGUGGAGGCGAUCGUUUGCUUCAGAAGCUUGGGUUACCUAGAAGUCAUAUCCAAUCUAUAGCAAUGCACAGAGACAUAGUACCUCGAGCUUUCUCGUGCAAUUAUCCCAACCAUGUGGCAGAGCUUUUGAAGGCCGUUAAUAGGAACUUUAAGAAUCAUCCAUGUCUUAAAAAUCAGGGUUUUUUGUAUUCUCCGAUGGGGGAGUUUCUAAUCUUACAGCCAGACGAGAAAUUUUCUCCACACCAUGAGCUGCUUCCGCCUGGAAGCGGUCUAUACAUAUUAAGCUGCCCGGUUUCAGAUGUCAUGGACGCAGAGAAGCAGAUUCGAGCUGCACAGUCCUUGUUUUUUAAUUCACCACAUCCACUUGAGAUGUUGAGAGACCGCUCAUCAUAUGGUACAGAAGGAACCAUUCUGCGUGAUCAUGACAUGCGAUCAUACUUAAAAUCCGUAGGGGAUGUUAUCCGCCAAGAGCUCAAACAAGUACGAAAAGCCCAAAGAGUGCACAAGCUCAAGGUCUGGUGGCCCCUUGUCGCAACACGUGGCUCCAAUUCCAGCAUCACCAUGGGUAAGCCUGUAGCAUCGACUAACAUGGAUCAAAAUCAGUUCACGUUUGCUGGCGUUUUACAGAAUGGUAGGGAAUCAAUGAAACGCUUCAGUAGGCUCGUUGCAUCGCAGCACAUGCAUUUGCUGAUAGUGUUUUUGCUUCCGGCACGAACAAUAAUUUUAGGGGCCUAUAGAAUUAUCAACAUUCAUUGAUCCAUCGAGGUUAGCAUCCUGUUCCUAUCUGGAGAUGCUCGAGAACACUGUGUGUAGAGUAGAUUUGCAUUAAAUUGCUGGGAAAUGAAAUGCAACUAGAAUGUUGAAUAGCGCUCAGUUUUUUAUAAUUGAACAGUCACAUCAUAGUACAUUUUUAUCAGAUGGAAAGUUUUGAUA